GAGUGAUUGAGUGGUAAAACUGGAAAACAGAUUAAGAGAUUUUCCUCAUGAAGUUUAAAUUAUUCAUUCUGAUACAUGCGUGUAUCAUGCAAGAGAUACAAAGUAAAAUAAGACUGUACCUCACAUGGAAAGUAAAUAAUAACAUGCUGAUAUUAUCUUGUAAAGUUGAUCAACUGCAGUACGGUGUCAUAAUAUGUGAUGACAACGGCAAAGAACAAGCGGCAUGCUUGAUACCAUCAUCUGAGCAAAAAUGCUUUACAUUUCUUCAGAAAGCUCACACUGAACAAAAUUUAAAAACAAAUACUACGACAUUAACGAUACCAAUAGAUCAUAUGGAAAGAUCUUUGAAUGGUAAUUGGACAUGUCUUCAUGGAAAACAAGACAAAGCCAAUGCGGAAGUGAGCAUGUUGUCUACAACAGUUAUGACCUGCCUGCAAACGUUCUCAUUAUGGACCUUGAUAGGUUAUUUCUCUACCUUCUUAAUAGUACACAUUUUUACGAUAAUGUCAAGCUGUUGCCAUAUAAAUGAUUUUACAACAUGUUCUAGCUAUUUGAAGGGACAGACAACAGGAAAAGUCAAAGCUCUGCAGAUGUCUUUAUGCAUUUUUAUUAUUGGAUAUCUGGCUGCAUUACCUAUAUACAUAACACUCAAAGAUACAGCCGUUUCGAUUUCUUCAAAGAUUUUUAUUGCUGACGGAAUAGUGCUUGGACUUAUGUGCCACAUUUUGAUAAGAAUACGCAAUUUAGGAGGCAAAAAACAAAUGCUCCAAUCUUUGGAACCUUUUGACGAGAUGCCGUUAACGAGUCCCCUUGAACUAAUACCAGUUGAUGAAAAUGUUGUAAUUCAAAAUACAUUGACUGUUGUGCCACAGGAUACAAUUUUAUCAAAUUUUUCCUCAGAAGAGAUGACGCCGAACAGGUCUAGUGUAAAUGAUUUAAUACCAAAUAUAACGGACCAAGAAGGAAUAAGAGAAUCACAAAAAUUGACAGAUAUGAAUAAUGUUGUGUAAUGGUAUACAUAUAGCAUGUAAAAACUGAAACAAUAAGACAUAUAUUUCUGUUUUCUCUUUCA
This is a messenger RNA of Mytilus trossulus (common blue mussel), 1072 nucleotides long. RefSeq lists its product as uncharacterized. The record is from RefSeq and is a predicted model, not a curated record. NCBI's taxonomy places the organism in Eukaryota, Metazoa, Mollusca, Bivalvia, Mytilida, Mytilidae. The transcript has 7 exons. The coding region runs from base 48 to 1010 and encodes 320 amino acids.